Megalops cyprinoides (Indo-Pacific tarpon) is the source of this 685-nucleotide messenger RNA. It is a transcript of the gene spc24, whose product is annotated as SPC24 component of NDC80 kinetochore complex. The transcript has 6 exons. The coding region runs from base 80 to 685 and encodes 201 amino acids. The record is from RefSeq and is a predicted model, not a curated record. Lineage: Eukaryota; Metazoa; Chordata; Actinopteri; Elopiformes; Megalopidae.
GGCAGGUUUGAAUUUUCCAAACGAGACUUUCUGUUUUGAGUUGGAAAAGCAACUUUAUUAGCAGGCCUUGGACAGGACUAUGGUGUCACUGGACAAGGGAUUCCAGGACCUGGAGGAGACGGGGGAGGCGUUGGUCCAGCUGAUCAAAAGCAGCAAAGCCGAGCAUGACUUGCGAGCAAUAAGAGAGGAGCACCUACUCCUGUUCGACCGCCACAUCAACACAAAGAAAACCACCACUCAGCUUUUAAGCGAUCUGAUGCAUGCAGAGGAGAAGGUGGGUCAGAAGCUGCUGACCUUGGAAGGACAGAAGAGUGAGGCGGCGAGGGAGCUGGAGAGUAUGGAGCAGGACCUGCAGCACAGCGUGGCCAGGAGCCAGACCAUGGACGCAGAACUGCAGUUCCUGCAGAGGGAGCUAGAGAGUUUGAGAGACUCAGAACGGGAGAUCCAGACCCUGCAGGAGGAAGUGGACGAAGACACAACGGAGAUCAUCCCUUCUGCCAUAUACCUGGCUCAGCUCUACUACAAGGUGACUAAGAUUAAGUGGGAACAUGACAGUGAACCGGGCAUUCUGAAAGGAGUGCACUACGGAGAGGACCUCACCACUCCCAUCAAUGUCGACACCUCCACGCAGUCCAAGUGCGCCGUUAGCGACUACCUCUGGAGCUUCGUCAGCACAGAGUGGUAG